Molecule: messenger RNA, 1132 nt
Organism: Durio zibethinus
Lineage: Eukaryota; Viridiplantae; Streptophyta; Magnoliopsida; Malvales; Malvaceae
Product: fasciclin-like arabinogalactan protein 14
Cellular component (GO): plasma membrane
Source: RefSeq, a predicted model, not a curated record
AUGAAAGACAAUAUCCAUAAACUUCCUAUUCAUUCCUCUAGCGGACAAAGCCUUCAUGGCUCUGCCAGGAGCCCUCGACUCGUUUUUAAACAGGAAAUUUUGUUUUGGCUGGAUCAAGGGGGUUUUCUGAAGAUGAGUGUCCAUGAUCAAGUGUCUCCCAUGUCUUCUCCAGCAGUUGCUCUCUUCUUUUCCCUUUUUCUUCUCUUAUUAUCUGCAGCUGAUGCUUUUAACAUCACUGAAAUCCUCAGCCCGUAUCCGGAUUUCACCACAUUCAACAACUAUUUGAUUCAAACCGGAGUUGCCGGUGAAAUCAACAGCAAGCAAACCAUCACUGUCCUUGUUGUUGCCAAUGGUAACAUGUCUGUAAUUUCAGGCCAAUCGACAGAUGUAAUUAAGAAGGUCUUGAGCGUGCAUGUGAUACUCGAUUAUUUUGAUGAAGCAAAGCUCGAAAAUUUACAUUCUAGAACAUUAACCGUCACCACACUUUACCAGCAAAGUGGGAGAGCCCAAAACCAACAAGGUUUCUUGAAUGUAAGUCAUGUGGGCAAUGGUCCGGUGGCUUUUGGAUCUGCCGCUCCUGGUUCUAACCUCGAUUCCAUCUUGGUUAAAACCAUUUCUACUCAACCGUAUAACAUUUCAGUGUUGCAAAUCAGCAAUAUUAUAAACGUAGCCUCAAAUUCAACUACCCCAUCUUCCCCUCCUGCGCAAACACCCGCAGUUUCCCCACGACCUCCUCCUGCUGCUUCCCCUCCAAGGAAGGCCCUAGCACCAGCACCCACUCAAAAGGAGUCUCCAGCCGCAUCUCCACCUAAUCCAACCGAUGAUACUGCACCAUCUGUUGAUACUACUGCCGAUGGUCCAGGUUCUGAUAAUCAAAGUUCUGCUGUAUCUGUAACUUGUGAGAAUUAUCUUGCCUCCGUCCUUAUGGUUUUCACUUCGGCUUGGUUCCUGCUUACCAUGAUUUGAAGAUAGGACAAGAAGGAAAGUUUUGGGUUCUUUUCAUAUUUGAAGUUUUGGUUUGUACUCAUCUACUACGACGAUGAGAUGUUCCAAAUUUUCAAAAUGCUGAUAUCUUCAGGCUUUUGGUUCCAACUUUUGAGUUACAACUUCACAAAUGGCUUAUUUAGAAUGA